Messenger RNA from Python bivittatus (Burmese python), 1220 nucleotides. Lineage: Eukaryota; Metazoa; Chordata; Lepidosauria; Squamata; Pythonidae. The record is from RefSeq and is a predicted model, not a curated record.
AGGCAGGCAGGCAGGCAGACCUCUUCGGCUUCUUGUGCCUCUGCUCUCCUGCAGCUGCAAGGAUGGAGGUGGUUAGCCUGGCAAGUCGAUCUUCUGAGAUUCCCCAGCCUGAUGGAAAUCUGGAGAACACAAAGUCCAAAGAAAACUUCAGGAAUUUCAAGGAGGGGCCGCUGAUCGACCGAGUGCACCACACUUACCUGCUUAUGCACACCAACCAGACAGUGGAAUUUGUGCAGAAGAAGAAUGAAGAAUACGGUGGCUGCAACCUCCGUCAGAUGACCAUCAUGGAGGCCCUGGAGUUGCUGGACAAUGUGGUGGAUGAAUCGGACCCAGAUGUUGACUUCCCCAACUCCUACCAUGCCUACCAGACAGCAGAGGGCAUUCGGGAGAAACACCCUGAGAAAGAUUGGUUCCACCUGGUUGGACUGCUCCAUGAUUUGGGGAAGAUUUUGGCCCUGGCUGGUGAACCGCAGUGGGCUGUUGUGGGAGACACCUUUCCAGUGGGUUGCAAGCUCCAGGACUCCAUCAUCUUCAAGGACUCCACCUUCCAUGACAACCCCGACACGAGGAAUCCUCUGUAUACAACCAAGUAUGGGAUUUAUCAGCCCCACUGUGGCUUGGAAAAUGUCCUGAUGUCAUGGGGCCAUGAUGAGUAUAUGUACAAAGUGAUGAAGAAGAAUAAAUUUGCCCUUCCGGAGGAGGCCUUCUACAUGAUCCGGUUCCACUCGUUCUACCCCUGGCACACUGGAGGGGAUUACAUGCAUCUGUGCAAUGCCAAGGACCUCCAGAUGCUGCCCUGGGUUUCCCGUUGCAGCAAGUUUGACCUCUACACCAAGUGUGAAGAGCUUCCUGAUCCACAGAAGCUCAAACCCUACUAUGAAAGUCUCAUUGCCAAGUACUGUCCAGGCCAACUGUCCUGGUGACGCUCUGGACCACAACUGCUUUUGGCUCACUGCUCCGUCUUCCUUGGCAAUCUCCCAGCAGCAGCUGCUGUCCUCCAGAUGUGUUGGACAUCUACUUCCAUCAUCCCCACUUGGGAAGGAGAGGGCUUCUCUCUGUGUUACAUGGAACUUCAGCUUUUUGGCUCACAGUCUCAAGAGUGUUGUGGGGCAGCCAAGGACCACUGGCAGAAUUGCCAUUUCUACACAGCUUUUAGUGAAUUUUAUUCAUGCUGACCCAAGAGUGUUACCUUAACAUUAAUAAAAUGCUACUCAAAGUUC